AUGAAAGCUGUUAUGAUGCAACGAGAUGAAGCUAUAAAGAUGCAGGAAUGGCAGGAAAUUAAAGAAUGGGGAAAAUUCAGCAUGGGUAAGAUGUAUAGAAUUCUUCAAACCUAUGGUUCAAAAGUAGAAUGGAGAAAUUUGCAGUAUAACAAUAAUGCUAAACCUCGAUCAAAAUUUAUGUUCUGGAUGGCAUGUCACGAGAGGUUGGCGACGAAGGAUAGACUUUGCAAGUUUGGUUUUGUGAAAGAUACAAAAUGUGGUUUCUGUGUAAAAGAUGAAUCAGUUAAUCACCUGUUUUUUGAGUGCGAAAGUUUGAAAAAGGUUUGGAAGGAAGUACUCGCUUGGAUCCAGAUUAAUCAUAGUCCUGGUGAUUGGAAUGAUGAAAGAAAUUGGUUAGUUCAAAAUACGAAAGGAAAGGGUUCUUGUGCUGCUAUCAUUAAAAUGGCAGCCACCGAAACCAUAUACGCGUUAUGGAAAUACAGAAAUGCAAGAAUACUCGGGGAUGAUAUAGAUAUCGAUAAAGUAAGGAAAGAUAUCAUAGAUACUCUGGUGUAUAAAGGGUGGGAAAAUAAAAAACUCAGAAAUCACAUAGCUAUCCUUAUGCUUGAGGAUUGA
Vicia villosa (hairy vetch) is the source of this 615-nucleotide messenger RNA. RefSeq lists its product as uncharacterized. The transcript has a single exon. The record is from RefSeq and is a predicted model, not a curated record. Bases 1 to 615 code for a protein of 204 amino acids. NCBI's taxonomy places the organism in Eukaryota, Viridiplantae, Streptophyta, Magnoliopsida, Fabales, Fabaceae.